Molecule: messenger RNA, 4854 nt
Organism: Varroa destructor (honeybee mite)
Lineage: Eukaryota; Metazoa; Arthropoda; Arachnida; Mesostigmata; Varroidae
Source: RefSeq, a predicted model, not a curated record
CUUAGAAUUUAUCUCGGUGCUUCUGAAACGUACGCUUCCGCUUAAUAAUAGUGCCUUCAUUUUGAUUCACUUAGGGGCAACACAAAGGAUCGAUAUUUCAGUCAAGUCUGCUUGUUCCCGAUUGGCCUCUGUCCAGGCUGCAUUCAGUCAUUUUCCACCCUAUAGGACUCCUCGACCCUUUACGGCCCUAUAAAGGUUUUGCGUUUCGCUCUACGAAUAGAUCGGUCUAGCAGGUUAUAUUUGCAUAUCCAUCUAUAUACACGGACAUGUUGGACGACAUGUUGCCAGGUUUAUGCUCCAUGCUCUUCGACAGGGAGAACGGGCUGUUAAGGAAAUAUGGCUGGUAGUUACGAAAAAGCCAGCUGUGCAAGCAUAUGCUUGUGUUCCUGUUGAUAUUCAGUGAGCACCCCGAACCUGCACGAGCUAUUGGAUCCAACCUAACUGGUUAUUGAAGAUCGGUCCUGGUUAUACCAUGUGCAUAUUAGUCUAAACUAGGUUUCGAAGCAACCUUUUUUUUUUAUUUACUUCGUUUAAUUUUCCGUACUGAACUUCGCACCGAUACCUUGCAAUGGACAAAACAAUGACCCAUUUGGAAUACAGGUAGGACGUGCGAUAAAAAUCAAGCGGCCAGAUAAUACUAUACUAUAAAAACGAUGUAUUUUAAGCCAAUUGUAUCUAGUUACCUUGGAAAUAUUAAUUUUCAGGUAAACUGGAUACAAUUAAAGUAAGCAUCCCACAUCUGCGUUCCACCAAGAAAUGUAGAUUCGAGUGCUGGACGUGAUGUCAUCAAACUGCAGACGAGGCCACAGGUAGAAGGCCGUAUUUUGUGUAGGUUCUCUCCUUCCAAGAUUUGAAGUCAAAUGUAUACAGAUUCGUAUCGGGUGCCGGACGCCUAAGGCAAUUUCGACAGAACCAUAACGUGGUACAAUGACGAUAGACAAACCUAAUUUUUCCGCAUAUUUAACUAGCUAUCAAUAACUGAACAGAGUAGGGUAUCCCAUCCUUAAGCCAUACAAAACGAGUCGCUACGGGAUAACCAAAAUCACUUUAACAUAUAGAACGCAAUAAUAUUUUAGUUCCAGUUAGGCGAUGCGUGAACAUCUGGUCCUGUCGUUACUCGAGCGCCUCGUUCGUUCCUAGACUUCAACACACAUUGACUGUUUGUCUAGCUAUUACCGCUUGUCACUUGGUAAUGUUCAGGUAUUCAGUUCCAGCUUACCGAUCGCUGACAACUAGUGAACUCAUGCGCCCUUUCUAGUUCCUUCGUGUUCACUGCUUAUUCGGUCCAUUAACAAAUGAGAUACUACAAAAGCUUGCGAACGACCGACGGAGCAGUCGACGUUAAUCGAGAGAUAUUGCUUCGUUCUUGGCAGAACGAUAUCAAUGUCGGUUGCUGGCAAUAAUGAGGCAAGGCUGCUCUAUGAGGCCGGUGGAGCAGCAGAUAAGUCAAUAUUGACAACGAAAAUUGUGUGAUAGUGAGUGCGGCUACAAACAUGUGCAUCAACCUUUCCUGAGGUAAGCUAUACUAUCGAUAGCGCGCCCUACAGGUGAAAGGAAUGCCUCCGGAUAUUGCCCAUAACAAUCGAACAGCGUCCGAUGUUGCAAACAUACAAAGUUCGGUGGAGACAGCGUCCGAGGAGACGACCUCGACCUUCGCAGCAACCCCAUCAGUGCACCACCGGUUCGAGGAUGACCGAACGCGCAUCUCCGAUGAUGACGACAUUGUAGUGCUUGCACACCGCAAUCUGAUCUACCGUGACGACAAGAAACUUAAAUGGCCUGAGGAAGAAGUUGUUGAUGACGAAGAGGAAGAGUAUAUCGUUGAUGAAAAAUAUCGGAUGGACGAUCGUAACUUUCGACAUCACAUAUGCGAGGUCGGUGGCUGCUCAGAUGCCCGCUGCGGAGAGAGGAGAGGAAAGAGUGUCGGCGAGUUGAAAGCUACAAAAACCCCAAGAUUGGAUAAAAUCUCUAGAGAUAUGGCUGAGAUGAAAUCUAACAUUGCUGCGCCGAGCACUCCGGUUGUGGCUGGCGAAACCAAGCAUAAAGAAGUAGUUCCAGCUAAGGACGUCAAGGACAUCCCUAAGCCUAAAGUUGACAUUGCUGAGGACGAUUCCAGACGAAAGAAGAAGCUAAUGCCAGAAGAGAUCCGGAAGAAGGUCACAAAGGGAUUUAUUUUAAGGCAAGGGUCGGAACAUGAGUUGCCAGAGGAGGAAAAAAGUGCGAGCGGUGAGGACAAAAAGAAGGCGCCGCCAGAGGAAAGUAAAAAGGCGCCGCAAGAGGAAAAAAAGAAAAAAGUGUCGUCUGAAGAACCUCGUAAGGUAAAGGUGAAACUGGCUGAUAAAGAAAUGGCAGGCCCGGAAGAAAGUGAAUCAGAGAGUGGCAGUAAGGAGGUAGAUCAAAAACAAAAACCGCCCGUUACCGAUAAACCGCAGAUAGAAAGUCCAACAGCCAUUGUGACUCCUGUAGAUGACACUAAACGAAAGGCAGUUCGUGACACCGUAACUACGAAGCAGAAACCACCAGUAAGUGAAGAGCAAAAACAGAAAAGUUCUGUUAUACUGCCUAGUGAAAGUUCUGUAGUUUCCCGUAAAGUUGAUAUUUCUAAAGAGGAAACUGAUGAAAAAAGCAAACCAACUCGUCAAAAAUCUUCUGGAGAAAAAACGAAAGCAUCUAGAGGGGCUACACUCCCUUCCGUCGAGCCAAAACGCAGAAGAAAGUCUCAGGACUCUAGAAAAAAGGAAACGAAAGGCAUGAAAAGGGGCUCCGUUGCGCCGCUUUCACGACGAUUCUCCAAGCCGCGUAAGGCGCUUACCCGAGGCCAAAUCCGAAGGAAAGUGACGAAGGGUUUUUUUGUGCGACAGUCAACAGAUAAUAUGGUAUCAAAUGCACAACGAAGUGACACCAGAAGUAAAGGCCCUCGAGAAAACAGAUCUGAACCUGCAGAAAAAAAGCUUGCAAGACCUGAAGGAGGAAGAAGUCAACUUAAUGAGGAAGACCAAAAAAGAUCUACACAAAGAGAAAAAAUGCAGCGUUCUAAAGAAGUUUUUCGGGGAUCAUCGUCUGUAAAAAAGGUGGAAAGAGUAUCUCUUAAAGAAAAUGCCCAAGAAGAAGGAUCCGAUAUUAUGAAGCAAUCGUUUCCAGAAGUUAAACAUGAAGGUCCCAUUAAGCUUCAGUUAAGUGACGUCCGGCCAGCGAGGGGUAGCAAGGGUGAACAAAUGGAACGUCGAGCUCGUUCAGGUUCCGAAACACCGCCUAAUAAGGCAGAGAAGAAAAAAAUACUUGAUACACCAUCGGAUCUAGAUGAUAUAGUCCAAAGGGCCACUUGGGCUGGUUCCCCUACACCAGUUCCUUACAAUAUCAAUGGGCGUCGGAAAGGAAAAAAGGAAGCCGAAAAAGCGCAGAAAAAAGGGUCCUCCGGUUCUGAUGAGGUACGAGGUGUUUACGGAGCAAAACUUAAGGUCGAGGACACUAAAAAAGGACCUAGUAAAGAGAAAUCGGACGGAGAUGAAAAAUCAUCCUCAAAACAUGAAACCGCUAAAGAUUAUGGAUCACCUUUAGGUGAGACGUCGGUCGUAACAAUACCAGGGAAGCCAGCAGAAGAUGGUUGUAGCAUUAGGCCCGAAGACCAAUCGCAGGCUGCCCUUGAAACGCCUUCUAAUUCAGACAAGCGGUAAAAUUAGAGCUGUGCUCGUAAGGAUUCUUCCUUCAAAAAGGAAAAGGAAUAGGCUUGAAGGAAUACUGCAGUGUUGCGACCGUCAUCUCUACACGGAAAUAAGCGCUCUAGCUUUGUGUAUUGUGAGUAUCUCUGGGAGUUCGAGCUUUGAGAUCUUGCGUGGUUGCUUUGCAGACUCCUCUAUAGCGACGACUCUAGAUUUAUUGUCCUUUGCCGCAAAUGACAGGAUGUACAUUGUAUAUCGUUAUGGUGCAGAUGUCGGAAGAUGAACUCUUUGAAAACAACAGGAUUAUUAAAAAGUUAUUACUCUUAAGACUUAAUACCUGUCAGUAAAUAAUGAAGGCGCGAAAGCUUCUAUGACUAGAAAAGCCUCACGGUACUUAAUAGAAAACUCUUCUCCUCUAUAUAAUGUCAAAAACGUAUCCAUGAGGUUAAAGAAUUACAUGUUCUAGUACGUUGUACAGCUUGCGAAUAGCAUACCUCGCUUUGUGGUUUUCUCUCUCUCUCUCAGAUGGUAAUCUGUUAUCGCAAGGACAAUGUAUGUUUCCGUUUUACCUUGCAAGAAGAAUGAUUACGUCAAAAUGAUCACGUAAUGGUCUAUCGCGAUUUCCGUUCACGACCGCAAGGGCAGUGGACAAUUGUAACACAUGUUUGAAAGCAGAAUUUCACCUCGAGAACAAAUAUACCAAUGAGAGAGGUACCUUAUGGUGUGAUUAUAGUUACCGACCCGCACUAGGCCUCGUUGUGGUUCUAUCCAUCAAUAGCGCCGAAUAUCGAUGCACUCAUAUGGAAAACAGGACCGCCGUGAUUUGUGUCAAGUGUAAGAAAUUGACCCAAGCGCUUUGCUGGUACUUCGCCACGGUGAAAUCGAUGUAGUCUGUCUUUAUCUGGUAAGGAUUUCAGCCGCAGGAAGCAACUACAAGAACUAAACAAGAACGAGUUUUCUCCAAGGAGAACAAACCGUAUCUCAAACCACCACAAAGUAGGAAAAAAAUGUUUGCACUGAUGAAAACAUGCUUUGCCAAAUAGACAGUAACCCAUUAAAGUUUGAGAUUCUAAACCGGAUCGACUGUUAAAAAAGCUCUCAGAGUAAUCGGGUUAGUUCUCCUUCACCUUCACAGAAAAAGUGCAAACGUUACCAAAAUUGUAGCAAAUAUAAAGUUAAGCGUAAUUUUCCGUAG